AUGUCAAACUCACAAACUCCUCGGGGCCGCAAAACCCGCUCGUCAACAUCGCGAGCUCUUCUGAGUCAGGCCAGUGGGCCCCGGACGCCGAUUACCAACACCUCGCAGAACUUCUACAAGCGAAAGCUCAAGCUGUUCGCCGAAGAACUUUGUCAUCCUCAAUACGAUCUCGACGUCUGCAACCACGGGCCAUCAGUCCAACUCCAGUAUCUCAAUGCAAACGAUGUAAACGUCGCUCGGCUGUUCACCACGUGUUCCAUGCCAGAUUGCCCCCUCCGGGGGUUCCGAUACCUGAGCGACCGUCUUAGCGACGAAGAACGAGACCUUGUCGAGCGCAUGCGAGUCAACGUGUCUAAUUUACGAGAGGUACACAAGCGUCGCAAUGCCUUGACACGCCGGCGAGUUUCGCGUGAUGCGGCCACAGUUGAAAAGAUCGACGACGAGCUCCGACAGGUCGCUGAUGAGGAAGCACACCUCGACAGAGAAGGCGUGGAUCUGGUUGAGCGUGCGACCUUCAUCCGCGAGCAGCGCAUCGGCCCGGCUGCCCAAGCAGUCAACGCGCCUCCUCUGGCUGCUGUGGCCAGCCGUCCUGGAGUUACUACCGCCAGUCGGCACAUUGUGGCUCCCAGGCAACCACCCUCGCACUCUCGCUCUGCUGUCCGCUCCCCGCCCUCUCGACUCACUCCCUCCACCGACUCGGACGUCGAGGUCGUCGAUGGGCCUCUGCAACCCACUCGCAAAUCCCCUGUAACGGAUCUUCCCGUUACGGUAUAUCUUAUCUCGUAUGAUUGUUCUUGUUUGUUCGAGGGCUCGUAUGGCGCGCCAGCGCACCUACGAGACCUCAGUCCUUUACCAUCCUCAUCGCCCCAUGUAUGCUACGUGUAG
This is a messenger RNA of Fomitopsis serialis, 885 nucleotides long. RefSeq lists its product as uncharacterized. NCBI's taxonomy places the organism in Eukaryota, Fungi, Basidiomycota, Agaricomycetes, Polyporales, Fomitopsidaceae. The transcript is spliced from 2 exons. Bases 1 to 885 code for a protein of 294 amino acids. The record is from RefSeq and is a predicted model, not a curated record.